AUGGCGAAUCCCCAAGUCCUUCUUGCCGAUCUGAAUGCAGGACGGUGCUCGAACGUCGCGGAGGUUCGCUUACUCCGAUACUGGGAGGCGAGAAAUGUGAGAAAAGGUGGUGAAUUGAUGAGUGUUGACAUGCUCUUUGUCGAUGAGAAUUCAACGCUUACGCAAGGAUCUGUUAGUGCGAACCGUCAGCUUAGGUUCAGGAAACGUCUCAGCGAGGGCUCUCUGUACACGUUAACCGGAUUUGACGUCACACGCAGCAACACUAAUUUCCGUUUGUGUGAUGCUCCUUUCUCGAUUCGGUUCAAUGAAGGAACCUCUCUUGAGAAGAUAACGGCGUCUGCUAGGCCCAUACCUACGGAGCUUUUCCGAUUCAUGCCAUAUGGUCGGUUACUUGAGCUCGCAAACACUGGGAAACAACUUCCUGACAUAAUUGGUGAAUUGAGUGCGAUCAGAAGCACAAUCACGGACCGUAUAGCAGGUGCACAGCGUGUGAUGCUCACUCUGCGUCUUGAAAGUGGUGAGAACGUUUGUGUGAGUAUGUUUGACUCAUUGGCGCUUGCGUUUCACACCAAAUUUGACAGCUAUGGGAGAGAGCCGAAAGUCAUAAUUGCUACGGGCGUGAAUCCUAAGAUAGUUGGGGGUCGUUUAUUUUUGAAUGCUACUUCCUCCACACAUCUCUACUUUGACUCUGAGACAGCUGCUGGAAAAAAACUGUUUGACACCUUACCAGGUCAUGGAGCAGUCCCAGGAGAAUCUACUUCAAAGGUGGUUCAUGCCCAGAAGAUUGAACCAAUGACCCUCUCCGAGCUUAACCAGUUUAUUAUCACCGCUGAGUCUCAGAUAAUAGAGUUUCUUUGCACCGCUAAGGUUACUGGUAUCCAGCAAGAUGAAGGUUGGUGUUAUAUUGGCUGCUCCGGGUGUUCAAAGAAGCUUGUCCGAGAGAUAUCUUCUUUCACAUGUUUAUCAUGUAAUGAAACUAAUGCUGUUGCGGCACUCAGGUACCGAGUCGCAUUGUCUGUGUCAGACAACACUGAUACUGCAUCUUUCCUAGCUUUUGAUACAGAGAUGGCUAAACUAACCAACCUUCAAGCUUCUGAGGCUGCUCAGAUUGUGGGGAUAGGGGUUGAUGCUCAGGUUGACACAGAACUUCCUCAGUCCCUUGCUGAUAUUGUUGGAAAAACCUACACUUUCCAGCUCAAAUUGAACGAUUUCAAUUUCUCCUCGAAGCACCAGACCUUCACCAUAUCUCGCAUCUUUCCUGAGCGAGUGCUUGCGCCCAUGCCAGCCUUUGUGGAAGAUGGAACUGUUCCUGCCGAUGCUCAGGCUGGAGAUUUGCCACAUGGAACAAUUGGCAACGUUGGAAUCACUUCUACUGGAGCAGAUAAGCCAACUACAUCUGAUGCUUCAACUGGUAAACGUCCACCACCGGCCAAAGACCAGGACGAUGACGACAAAACUGCCCCGAAAAAGGCACAUGUGGAAUGA
Molecule: messenger RNA, 1485 nt
Organism: Brassica napus (rape)
Lineage: Eukaryota; Viridiplantae; Streptophyta; Magnoliopsida; Brassicales; Brassicaceae
Product: probable replication factor A 73 kDa subunit
Exons: 10
Coding region: 1-1485 (494 amino acids)
Biological process (GO): DNA recombination; DNA repair; DNA replication
Cellular component (GO): nucleus
Molecular function (GO): DNA binding
Source: RefSeq, a predicted model, not a curated record